GUUCCUUUCGAGCUUUGUCUCUCUCUCGCUCGAAGAAGAUCCCGUCUCUUUUCAAAUCCUCUCUGUUCUCUGUUCUCUCUCUCUCUCUUCUUCUGCUCGCUCUCGCUCUCCGCGUGAUCAAUAAUGGGUCUGUGGGAAGCGUUUCUCAAUUGGCUUCGCAGCCUCUUCUUCAAGCAGGAAAUGGAGCUAUCCCUUAUAGGACUCCAGAAUGCUGGAAAGACUUCACUUGUUAAUGUUGUCGCUACUGGUGGAUACAGCGAGGACAUGAUUCCCACAGUGGGUUUUAACAUGAGGAAAGUUACCAAAGGAAAUGUUACAAUAAAGUUGUGGGAUCUUGGAGGUCAACCUAGGUUUCGCAGCAUGUGGGAGCGAUACUGUCGUGCUGUUUCUGCUAUCGUUUAUGUUGUAGAUGCUGCUGAUCCUGAUAAUCUGAGCAUUUCCAAAAGCGAGCUUCACGAUUUGCUAGGCAAACCUUCUCUAAAUGGUAUUCCUUUGCUAGUACUGGGGAACAAGAUUGACAAACCUGGAGCUCUCUCUAAACAAGCAUUGAUGGAUCAAAUGGGACUCAAGUCGAUUACAGACAGAGAAGUUUGCUGUUUCAUGAUAUCAUGCAAAAAUUCGACCAACAUCGACUCCGUCAUAGAUUGGCUUGUCAAGCAUUCAAAAUCGAAGAACUGAGAGGAGACUCCCCGUGAGUUGUGUUUUUCUGUGUGUAAUCUCUGAACAGUAACAUUCUGGAUUGUUGGUGUUGGUGAGAUUUUCUUUGCUAACUUGUUACCGAUUAUUUGAUUAACUUCUGAGCUACUGUGCAUUGUAUAUCAAACCCAUUUUACUGAUGAUAACUGGAGUAAAUCUUUGUUGCCCUGAA
Messenger RNA from Syzygium oleosum, 868 nucleotides. RefSeq names its product ADP-ribosylation factor-like protein 8a. Gene Ontology annotation, molecular function: GTPase activity; GTP binding. Gene Ontology annotation, biological process: protein transport. The record is from RefSeq and is a predicted model, not a curated record. The transcript has 6 exons. NCBI's taxonomy places the organism in Eukaryota, Viridiplantae, Streptophyta, Magnoliopsida, Myrtales, Myrtaceae. The coding region runs from base 124 to 678 and encodes 184 amino acids.